GGCAGAGGUGGUCCAGAGUUAGAAAUGUUUACUCAAGUUAAUAAGGCCUCCCUAUAAAUGCCAACACUGGAGUCAAUGGAGCACGCAUUCCUGCACACAAGACUUGAGAGCUUGGCUACACACCCACAUCAGGUAUACACACAUGCACUCACGGCCAGGGAAAAAAAGGUUGACACCACCAGUGUUAGUCACUGAAGGUAGUGAUGUGGUGGUGCGUACCUGGAGACUGUCAUCCUGCUGUCGUCUCUGACAUCUUUUUCUUCAAGGAUUCUGAGAAGACGUCACAUAUCCAGAAAGACUUCUAAAAACACAAGACAGCCAAACCGAAUACUAUUUACUGAAGGUCCAAGACAGAGGAGGAAACAAAAGUUUUUUUAUUUCCUGACUGCAUCAGUGGGCUUUAACAGAAACGAAUAAAAAGUGCUACUGGUCCCUCCUCGAACAUCUGCUGUAUCAGCACAGGAGGCCAUGGCUAGCCCAGUACGAGUCCACCCAGAUGCUGCCUUGCACCAGUCAGCCCACUCUGCCUUAAGUUUCUCUGAGAACUCUUUGGCUGUUCUAAAAACAGAAGAUGGAGCAGUGGAGACUCUGGAACUGGUGGACAAUAAGCCACGGCUGGACAGUACUGAUCGUACUCUUCCGGGACUCUACCUGUCCUGUUUUGACAUGCUGUUCACUGAGGAUGCCACCUGGCUGGUAAGGGUUGCAGACUCUUCUGCAUCCGUUGCUAGUGGACCUAAUCCAGAACCGUGUCCAGAGCCAGAGCAAUGCCCUGUGAUUGAUAGUCCUGGGCUGGGGAGUGAGCCACUGUCUCCUGGCCUUGAAGACCAGGUGGAGGAGAGAUCUCUAGAGCAAGUACAGAGCCUUGUGGUUGGAGAAGUGCUGAAGGACAUUGAGACAGCCUGCAAGCUGCUGAACAUCACACCAGAUCCGGUGGAGUGGAGCUGCGGAAAUGUUCAGAAGUGGCUGUUGUGGACAGAGCAUCUGUAUCGUCUCCCUCAGGUGGGCAAAGCAUUUCAGGACCUGGACGGAAAAGACUUGUGCGCCAUGACCGAGGAAGACUUUCGACAGCGUUGUUCACAAUGUGGUGACACGCUAUAUGCUCAUCUAGAUAUAUGGAAAUCAGCUGCCUGGAUGAAAGAGAGAUGUUCAAUAGGAGAGAGCAGGCUCAUGGAGAGAGAGGAGUUGUGGUCGGAGGCAGACUCAUCUUGCUCCGGUCAGCCCAUCCAUUUGUGGCAGUUCCUCAGAGAGCUCUUACUUAAACCACACAACUACGGACGCUGCAUUCGCUGGCUCAAUAAAGAAAAAGGUAUUUUCAAAAUUGAAGAUUCUGCUCACGUAGCAAGACUCUGGGGUCUGAGGAAGAAUCGGCCAGCGAUGAACUAUGACAAGCUUAGCCGCUCCAUCAGGCAGUACUACAAGAAGGGAAUCAUCCGCAAACCAGAUGUGUCUCAGAGACUGGUCUAUCAGUUUGUCCACCCAGUAUGAGUCCAGCAAUCUGACCAGCAGAGACAAGAUGACAGAUUGUUUGCUAUGCACUGACAAACUGCCUAAAAGCUAGAGUCUAUGCACUCUAGUACUUUUCUGUGUUUGAUUCUGUGAUAAUGUAUUGUUCUGUGUCUGGACUCUGUGAUAAUAUUAUUUCAAAAAUUGGCUUAAAUUAUGUGCAGAUCAUUUGGUCACUUUUACAUGAAGACAUUUUGGGAUCUGGUUGUAAUCUCAAUAAAGCAUUUUAUAUAAGA
This is a messenger RNA of Silurus meridionalis, 1742 nucleotides long. Its product is annotated as SAM pointed domain-containing Ets transcription factor. Gene Ontology annotation, biological process: regulation of transcription by RNA polymerase II; cell differentiation. Bases 469 to 1488 code for a protein of 339 amino acids. The record is from RefSeq and is a predicted model, not a curated record. Gene Ontology annotation, molecular function: sequence-specific DNA binding; DNA-binding transcription factor activity, RNA polymerase II-specific. NCBI's taxonomy places the organism in Eukaryota, Metazoa, Chordata, Actinopteri, Siluriformes, Siluridae. The transcript is spliced from 6 exons. Gene Ontology annotation, cellular component: nucleus.